ACAGAAAAGAGUGGGAAUGUAAAAAACCUUAUAUAUUAUCCACUAAAGAUGUAUGUGUACCUCCGAGGAGGCAAGAAUUAUGUCUUGGAAACAUUGAUAGAAUAUACGAUAAAAACCUAUUAAUGAUAAAAGAACAUAUUCUUGCUAUUGCAAUAUAUGAAUCAAGAAUAUUGAAACGAAAAUAUAAGAAUAAAGAUGAUAAUGAAGUUUGUAAUGUCAUAAAUAAAAGUUUCGCUGAUAUAAGAGAUAUUAUAAAAGGUUCUGAUUAUUGGAAUGAUUUGAGCAAUAGAAAAUUAGUAGGGAAAAUUAACACAAAUUCAAAGUAUGUUCACAAGAAUAAAGAAAAUGAUAAACUUUUUCGUGAUGAGUGGUGGAACGUUAUUAAAAAAGAUGUAUGGAAUGUGAUGUCAUGGGUAUUCAAGGAUAAAACUGUUUGUAAAGAAGAUGAUAUUGAAAAUAUACCACAAUUCUUCAGAUGGUUUAGUGAAUGGGGUGAUGACUAUUGUCAAUAUAAAUUAAAAAUGAUAGAUACUUUGAAGGUUGCAUGUGAAGAAAAAGGUUAUGACGAUAUUACUUGUAAAAAUAAAUGCAGUUCAUAUAAAGAUUGGAUAUCAAAACAAAAAUAUCUAUAUGACAAACAAGUAACUAUAUACAAAGAGUAUCAAAGAAAUAAUAAUAGGAUUUAUCCUAUAGUUAAAACUAUGGAACCUAAGGUUUAUUUAAAGGAAUAUUCAAAAAAAUGUUCUAACAUAAACUUCGAAGAUGAAUUUAAUGAAGAAGUUCAUUCAG
Messenger RNA from Plasmodium reichenowi, 789 nucleotides. Its product is annotated as erythrocyte binding antigen-175. The record is from RefSeq and is a predicted model, not a curated record. The annotation marks the transcript as partial. Gene Ontology annotation, molecular function: host cell surface receptor binding. NCBI's taxonomy places the organism in Eukaryota, Apicomplexa, Aconoidasida, Haemosporida, Plasmodiidae. The transcript has a single exon. Gene Ontology annotation, cellular component: membrane.